Drosophila subobscura is the source of this 11475-nucleotide messenger RNA. RefSeq names its product intersectin-1-like. The transcript is spliced from 15 exons. Lineage: Eukaryota; Metazoa; Arthropoda; Insecta; Diptera; Drosophilidae. The coding region runs from base 36 to 11024 and encodes 3662 amino acids. Gene Ontology annotation, molecular function: guanyl-nucleotide exchange factor activity; protein binding. The record is from RefSeq and is a predicted model, not a curated record. Gene Ontology annotation, cellular component: cytoplasm.
ACUAAUCACAUCGAUCUGUGCAUAGUCUAUGAAGAAUGACAACCGAGACCUAUUUGGACUUGACUUAUGAGCGAGGGAAGGGGGCGAAGAGACCUCCUAGACCAAAGCUUUUGAAGUUAACGGAUGUCUCAAUACCGCAUCGCAGUCGCAAGAAGAGCAAAGUUAAGACAAAGGACCGCUCAGCCACAUUAGUCCGGGAAAGAAUCUACGAUGAUCCCGCGUAUACCGAGGACAUAAGCCAUUUGGCAAAUCCCAUUCGACGUGGCAGUGUUCCUGAAAACCACUCGGCAGAGCAAAAGUCAAAGUGCGACAUUCCUGGGCAGACUGCAUCGUCACGCAGUCUGCUGAGCAAACACCAGUUACCCAAAGAGCUCCAUCAGUAUGUUUCGGCCAAACAAAGUAAGUACAAGGGCGCCAACAGUGCCAGUGCGCCCUCUGGGAGUACCGCCGCCAACGUCAAUUAUGACUGUGGUUCAAGUAGCUCCGACAAUGAGACGAUGGAGCCAGCCAAAGCCAGCAGCAUGACUCGUCGCGUACGCAGCUUAGAGCGAAGUUUAGCAACUGAAAGAAGUGACAAGAAAGGACCGCAAAAGCGCAACUCCAAGCAAAAGCGGAACCUCAGUCUUGACAACAGUCGAUAUUUGCAUCCAGGCCAUCCCCAACAUUCGGCACUGGUCAGCAAGCCGAGCCACGAUUUUGAGGACCAGGCUCCCAGUAGAAAGAAGUAUAAUGAAAGCAGUGUCGAGGCUGUCCAGACGGAAGCCAGCGAAGUAGACGAUGUGGAGACAGCUGCCGACGCAGCGGCAAAGGUUGCAAUCGGCAAACGAUUCCUGCGUGGCGAAAUUGGAAUCAAAAGCUUUAAUUACUAUCUGCUCAAGGAGGGCUUAAAGAGCUCAAAAAAGAUAGUUACGAAGCAACGCAACACAUUGUACAGUGGGGAACCAGAUGCCAAAUCCGAGAAAAUUGCCACACGAAGCGAAGAGAAUAUUUAUGAGGAGAUUUUCUUUAAAGAUACACUUGGAACUGUCACCACUUCAAUUACAGAAUUGGCAACCUCAUCGGCGCCUCCACAACCACCUGACAAAGAGGCUCACAACCAUCUACAACAGGUCCAAAAAGGUGGGCCAAAGGUGCCACCUCACGUAAUGAGUGGGCCCAGUGAGGGAAGUGCCGUUGGGGUCUUUGCGGACUGUGAAAUCUGCAUGGAACAGUGUAGUAAGGACAACUGUGAGUAUUGUUUGGCACACGCGGUGCAAGGGGUAGGGAAAAGGCAUUCGCAGCAGCCAAAGCAGACCUAUCAACAGGAGCCGCUCAUUAAUCAGGCGUACCACAACGAAAACAACGAUCCACUAUGCUCAUCGUCACGGGUCGGGCUUCCCGCUGCCCAUAUUCUGGAGUUCCAGUCGUACAACCCCAAUAAUCCCGGCGUUUACAAAAUCGAAACGACACCUGUAGCCAUAACGGGAGACUAUAAUCCGAUAUUGCAGUUCCAGCAAUCGUCGGCCACCACAUCGACUUCAACAACUACAACGCCCAGCGACCAGCAGCAGCCACAACAACAGCAGCAGCAGCACAUUCAGCCGCAUCAGUUGCAGAAACCAAUCUACGGCGGCUACUAUCAUCCACAGUCACACCAAAAGCCCUACCAUACAACAAUCGUUGGCAAACCGCUGACAAGUCAGUACGCAAUUGGUGGCAGUCUUCUGCUGGCGCCAGUUGCGGGAUCUGCAGCUGCGCAAGGAUCGGUCCCGCCUCGCCGACCACAGCAGCAGCAACAGCAGCAGUACAUCGUCAGCUAUCAGAAUGGAGGGUCAGUCGCAGGAGGAGCUUCCUUGCAACUCUUGAACACAAAAUCCUCCUCCUCAAGCGACUCCCUUACCCAGCACAAGUACAACACAAUAACGCGCUUGGAAGCAAAUGUUUUUGCCGCGCCAAAUACAGGAGAUCUAUAUUAUGCAGUCGGCGGUACGGCUCCUCUUCAUCCUUUAAUGUAUGCUGCCAGUCGCCCCAUCGGUGGCUCCCAGAUACUGGUCGACCCAUACGAUCCUCCGCAGAUGUACAAAAGCGACUCGAAGGCCUCCAUUCUGAGCGAGUUCUCGCUUCGUAGUAGCGACAACUCGCAGCGCUAUGUACGGUACGGACCCCAUCGGCGGCAUGGCGGCGGUCGGGUGAGCGAUUCAAGUCUCUUUUCGAUAUACUCAAAUUCUGGUCAGAGGCGAUACUUCGGGAGCUCAGAGAGUCGGCUUGGAUACGAUUGCCGACGUUGUAGCUUGGACGGAAUUAUUGGAAUGGGAUCGGGAACUGCUAUGGGUGCAACUACAGUACCCCCCGAUAAAUGUAGCUAUUCUGACAACUGUCGAUACGAGUGCAGAAAUUGCGAUUGUUCUUCCAAUUACUUCAGCUCCGAUUUUGACGACAUGUAUGGGUCUAUAGCUCGUGGUGGCAGCAGUGGCAUACCUCGCAAAACUGCCGCAGGGACAUUGCCGUCCAGUUUCCAGGACAAUAGCACGGAUCUGAAGGAAAAAUCUAAAACGCCGCCGUCCUUGCUACAACAGCAGUUCUCUGCUCCGCUGGACCUCAAACAAAAUAAAUACGCGCAGGACUUUUUCAAACACGUAAAUGACGUGAAGCGAAGCAUUUAUCAGUCUGAAAUGCAAAGGAACAAUAGUCUGGAGUCUUCCAGACGGGGACCCAGGGCCGGAGGAAAUAACACCAAUUCAAGAUCAAGCCCCAAACGUGCUGUCUCCCAAGAACCCACGGAACCAGUUGUGACUACGCUGCCAUUGAGCAGGGGUCGUCCGGCUGCAGGAGUCAGGCCUACACCUGCGCCUCGUACAAGUCUACAGUCGCAGCCUGUACUGCCGGCCACAUUCAUUCCCAGAGACCCUACACCAACAAAGCGAAGGUCCCAACCCAGUGGGCGUCGUGAGUUUCCUUCGCUGGACCGACUCGUAGCCUCUAACACGGGAACGAUACCUAAAAGGCACAGCAGGACAAUGGCGGGAAGCGAGUCGCAAAGCCCGAAAUUUACAUCUAAGCCCAAGGGAUUCGAUGCAAAGGACGCUUGGACAGGGAGCAAUGUUGAAGAACAGUUUACGCCGGGUAAGAGACACCAUCGUACGAGCAGUACAAAAUCGCAUCAAAACGUACCUGGCCCUGUUACCCGACGAAAAGACAUUCCGGCCCCUCCUCCACCGUCCCCAGCAACUUACUCCGAUCUGCAAGAGCUUAAAGCGAAUAUGGAAGGACUUCAGGAUGACACAAAGUCACGAAGUCUCGAAAGUGAAACUAGCGAAUCGCCAGCAGUGCCAAGCCCAAGCGUCAGGUCACUCACGGGAUCCCACAAUGAGAAGAAAACGAGGGAGUUGGCAGAAGCUCCAUUAAAAAUUUCAAUCGCCCUAACGGAUAUGAAUAUACCAGCAGAAUUUUGUUCUACGGUAUCAGGAUUAGGCCAUCCAGCAAUAGGUCCUGAUAUAGGUUCAGUAGAACAGGAAGAUAACGAUGUGUUUUACGAUGCACGCAGCGAGGAUUCUGGUGCAGGAAGCCUACCGACUGAAGUCUGCCUGCCACAAAGUAAGGGCGCGUUCGGUUUGGUGGCAUGCUCACAGGAGGCAGCAGGCGGGAAAGGCAGCCAGGAAACAAUUUACAGCGAAAGGGAAAACUCCACAAAGGAUGUCAAUACUUUGCCCCACACUGACCCUAUCGCAGAGGGCUCUGAACCGGAUACACCACAAGGGAAUGACAUUGAUAUUGCCAGCGACGAUGCUAAGUCCAAAAAACAAGGGAGAAGCACAGUUGAAGAACAAAUCACACCCCAUGAUGUUGAGAAGCUAGUAGGGAUGGACACAUGCCUUCAAACCGAGUCCGAGAUUACAGAAGCAACAUUGAGGGGAAAGCACGAGGAAGAGUCAAGCAAAGCAAGAGACGAUGAAAAAACCCAAACGAGCGCCAUUGAACAACAUGCUGCCGCAACAUGUUUGGAGGAGAAACAGACCAGUUUACCAGCAACACCCACUGUCCAUGGAGUUUCCAACGCUGGAAACAUCAACUCUAACGACGCCCCUGCCAGCACCAGCGUUAGCGGCAACGCCACCGAUGUGGAUGUCGAUGUCGAUUUCCAGUUCAGUUGCAACACGGACAGCAACGUAUACGUAACGUAUUUACCGGUUGUCAACACGGACAGCGCAGCGCUAACGCACAGUGAUCGAACCGUCGAUAUCCCUGUACUUGUGACAACCGCAGGGAUUCCAGCACAGUCCCGAACACUGACUCGUCAGGACUACGCCUGUCUCGACUCCAGUGAGGCACAAUCGGACGAUAGUCAUUUGACACGAGAUUCCGUAACGCGCGAGUCCCAGAACGAUGAACUCUCCUCAUCCACUCUUGAAAAACUAGACGUUAGCACACUACCACUGCCCGCUUUACCGAAGCGCCGUCGGCCCCGAUCCCGCACCAGUCCCUCCAAGAAUUUGCAGCAUCGGCAGCGUCAUGAAGCUAUCGAGAAUGCUAAUGCAAACGAAACUUCGCCAGCAUCGUCACGACAGCAACAUCUUAAGCCAAGACAGCGCGUCGAUACUCCAGAGAAACAAAAGUCAGAGAUAAGCCAAACGCUAAACCCAGCCCCUCAAAAGCAGCACCUCUCCGCUUUCCAGCAGUACGUUGCCAAGCGACGAGAAAGUCUUGAGGCAUCUAACCGCAGCUUCAACGAGAAGCUAGAGGCCCGUAGAAUGCACUACCAAUUAGGUGGGGGAAAUGCCGCCAAUGUGACAACUGGUGCCAACAGCGGAGUGCCCACCUAUCUGUUUGGGGACCACUUUCAAGCAUUAGGCGGCGGCGGUCCCAGCUCUGGGCGCAAAUCUCUUUCGCCCGCCACCAACAAGGAGGAAAUCUAUCUGAACAAGUCUGGCUGGGUACAGGUAAACACAAAGCGUGAAGGCUUCAAAGAGGACAGUUGUAGCGGCUAUCGACGUCAGCAGAACGAUAGCACGGCCUGUGUACUGCAGGACAAUGGAAGAAGUAGAGCUGCAGGCCGCGUCAUUCCAAUGGACGCGCAAGGACAUCGGACAGACCUGGCACAUUAUUCAUUUAUAUACCAGCACCAACAGCUAAAAUCGAACGUUGGCAUCGCAGAGCCAAAGUUUGUUGGCUCCAAAGUUGAAGAGUUGAUACAGCGAAACGAGGCGCGGCUUGGCGGAUUCUCCUCACGUGAUCCUGCACUGCGACCGGGCUACCGAAUUAUCGACCCCCAAAUGGCAAGCAUACUCAAUGAGCGUCCUGGCUUCCUGCCUGUCAAGAGCCCAAACGACUUGGACUCGCCUAUCACUCCCAUUUUGUCGCCGCCACCCGCUUUCCAGGACAACAGCCGCACCACGCAUCAGGUGGAGCGUCCCCUCCCACUUCCUGUGCUGCAGUCUGAAGCGCGACAAAGCCCACAGCAUAUGGCCAAUGGAUCCGUCAAGGGCAUGGUCUUUUCACGUAGCUUUGAGUACGAUACGCGACGACCAACCCCCACCAACAGCUAUGUGCAAACGUUCUCUCGAAGCUUUGAUGGACAUCUUUCAGAGCUUCCACUACACCUAGGUAUGCCACCUCUGGCAGGACAGCGCGAACGCUCCCCGAAUUUCAGCACACUAACCGGAAACUCGCCCAACUAUUUAACUAAGCGGGAGAGUGGUGGCGGCAGCAGUGGCUCCCUCCGUAGUCGAGACAGCUCGCCAAAAUUGUUAAGUCCCCAAACGACCACUGCGUAUCUGAACGCGUCGGUGAAGGAGGCGCCACCGGCCUACAGCAUGUCUUGUGGCGGGGCCGCCACCAUAGGCACACAGGCAAAAUACUCUCCGCGCUCGCGUCACGAACGCUCCUCUGAGCGAUCCAAGAUCCAUGCCUUGGGGCGCUCGCGUAAGUCCCAGUUCAACCGCAUGGGAAGCGCAGGACCUCCUGCAGCGCCACCUUCCUCCCUAGGCAUGGGAGCAUCGCGCUUUCGCAGCUUCGACACAACAAAAAGCCAGCGCCUCAACUCAUGCGACAGUGGUGCGCGAUCGGAUCUUUCCAACGAUGAAUUGGAUAACGAGGAUGGGGGUUUAAGCGAGUUCCUAUCGGCUGGAAACCAAAAGUUUCCGAAACCGUGUUCGAGCAUUGUCAGUAUCUCACCCUUUAAGAUGCAGCGCCAGCGGUCACUAACGCCAGACCGGAAUGAGUCUCACAGCUCAUCCAGCAGCCUGCGCAAACAGCGAUCGCUGACACCAGAAUCACGAUCUUUGACACCUGAGGAGCGCCGAAAGAAGGGAUCACAGCUUUCCCUAUUGGGCUCACGCCAGAGCUCCGGCUCCAGGAACAACACAUUGGAGGCACGACAGCGUAACGGCGAGAAGACGUCGCCCAACAUCUCCCGCAGCUCUUCCAGUUCCAGCUACAGUGGCGGAGAUUCUCAUGAUUGCCUUAACGCUAGCACCACCUCAAUCGUGGCAGGCGGAUUGCCGUGCCCCAUUCCUGGAUCUGGUCCGACCAACCACCGUCGAGCUAUAGCUGCUGCCCAAAGUGCAGCUAAGCAAGCAGAACAAGAGCACCGCAUUAGACGGUCAAGAUCAUUGCAACUGAGCGAACGUUCCCCGAAUCGAGUGCACAAAUCAAUCGUCAAUGUAAGUGCCGUGUCCGCACACCAGCCGCAGCAACAGCCAAAACAACCGCCAGCGCCCUCUUAUCAACAGCCUCGUCUGGGCGUUCGUGCCGUUUUUCCGCCUACAGUUCGCACGCCCCCAGCCGCUAACAAAAUACCUGCUCCCUUGUCGGCGUCGACCAGAAAUACGACAAGGCCACGGAAGAAUGAGGCGGAUAAGGCACGGUCCUUCGACUUUGACUACAAUAACUUUAAUCGCAGCGCCGGAUCAAAAGCUAAGUCACCACGAUCUAUUCACACAGGUGGCAGUGGAGGGGACAGUGGAGGCAACCAGAAUCAGCGAAUAGAGCGGGAAAGCCGCUCCUUCGACGAGGAAUAUCGUGAAGCAGUUCUCAAUAAUAACAAUGGAAGCAGUGGGAGCAUAAGCGGAGUUCGUUACCUACAGCCUGCCGCUGAUUCCGGCCUUGUUCCGACAGGCUCCUCCUCGACUUCUCGUCUACGGCAAUCGAGCUCACCAGUCAACGGAUCUGGCGUUGAGUAUACUGCUUCACGGUCACCCAAAUCUUCGGGCUCCUCUUCCAAUAAUCUCCACCAGCCAACGCGAAAAACAGGCAGCCCUCAGAGCUAUGGAACGCGGCUCUGCGAUCAUGAGCUUACGUUCGAAAUGCUUCGCAAAUCGCCGAUCAUGAACUUCCGCCGCGGGGAAAGCAGUGACUUUGAGCCACCUGUCCUGCUGAGAAACAGGGAAACCAUUAACUCUGGCGGCAACAGCGAGUUAAAUUUCAUGAGCAACGAGACGCGGAUCUACGAGCACCCGACGACGGUGCUGAAACCUCAGCGGUCCCUCCGUCAAAGUUCAGGAUCUCGGGAUGACUUACCUCUAGAGGUAGCAGUGGGCGUGGGGGGAGACUAUAUUUAUAGACCGGCGCCCACACAACCGCGCAGCAGCAGCGCCUCCUCCCACUCUAACGAGUCAACGACCACCAAGAGCUUUAGCAAAACUCUGACCACAUGCGACUAUUGGCCACGGUGUGGUGCUUGUCAGGAAAAGGCCACGCCCGGAGAAAUUAAAAGACAGUACUCCCUUCCAGUGGUUACAACACUGAACCAAGAGCCUGAAUUGCAGCCCCACAUCACAACAGUGGCUGUUAAUAUUCCCAACGUGGAAACGAAGGCGGAAAAGCUCAGGCCUUGUGUGGCAAAAUCCAUCAUUCCGCAGUGGACUUUUUUGUGCAGCGGCGUAGCCGACUGCCGUCCACAGGAGCAUUCAGCGAUGACGACCAACGAGAAUGAGCGCCGCCAACUGAUGGCUGUUGUAAGACCACGUGUUGUUCCUUCGGCCUCCACAUCACUCUUCCUGCUGGGCGUAGGCAACCUUUGCCUUGCGAAAGCUGCGGAAAGCGAGAAAGAAGCCGGUCCACAGGUGCUGGCGGUCGCGGAGAUUGGGCUGAGAAACCUCCAGGACGAGCAUGAAUUCACCGAGGUGAACAAGAAGUGUCGUUGGCGGGAGCGCAGCUUAUCUCUGCCAAGCCCAACAAUUCAGAGAUAUUCGGAAACAGAAAAAAGCAUGCCAAAAACUGGAAAUCGAGGAGUCAAAGUAGUAGGAAAAGGGAGCAGCAACAAUACCUUUGCAGGAGGACUGUCGCAGCAGAUGCGAGCCGUCUCAAGUCCGUCGCUCACAGAACCAUAUUCAGAGUCACGAAAGCUGCCGGUUGAGAGCACGACACCAGCAGACGGGUCUGCCACUGUUGCCACAAUCACAAGUAGUGGAAGCGGAGGAGGCGGUGUAGGCCUAGGCGUCCUUCUAAAGUUUAAACGCACGUUUAACAAUUUCAACAACAAGAAUCAGUUCCACACCCCUGCCUUGCCAACGUCAGCAGCCAGUAAUGGCAAUCUCCCAAAGUCGAAGUCAUCGCCAACAACGCCAUCCGUAGCAAUCACAACUGCAGGGACAGUGACAACAAAUGACUGCGCUGGAACAGAUGGCGGUGAUGGUAGCUACGGCAGAUAUCGCUUUGGACCCCUCAUCUGGCGCACAUCGAGGGAGCGCCGCAAAACAAAGUUUAACCGACGCGACAAGUGCAAUUCGGGUGAUUCCGGCAUUCAGAUAGAGCUGGACCAUGACGAGCAAUAUUCCCGUGUACUGGCGGUGGGGGCCCAAGGAGACGGAGUAAGACAAGGAGAAACAAUUGCUUCCAGCAACACAUCCAUCGGAAGUGAAUCUAAGACGCGUACAAUACGCCGCACUAAUUCGGCCAAGGCCAGCAGCAUUCUCGGAUCCGUCACCCUAAAGUCUAAGAACCACAUGCAGCUGGACUUUGGCGGCACGGACAAUAUCGAACGUGAAGCCCCCGAGUCACUGCCCACACGAUCACUUAGCCAGCCCAAUGGACUGGAAGCCUACGGCAUUGGGUACCCUGAUAUGGCAGACAGCGACAGUGACAGCAUUGCAUCCCACGAGGAAGCUACCAGCUACUACUCAACCAUCUAUGCUGAAGUGCUGUACAAUUUUACUGCCGGCGGCCCGCAGGAAUUGGGGUUGGAGCGCGGAAUGCUUAUUGAAAUAUUGCGCAAGGAAGUUGGACCCUGGUGGUUUGGCCGCAUAAAGAAGGAGGAGACUAACCGCGUGGAUGAAAUACUUGACCCCGAGCUGGGCUGGUUCCCAAAGGAGUUCGUGCGUAUUAUUCAAUGUCCCGAGACAGAUCGAUUUUUCAACGCGCAUCAAGCAGCAUCAGAUGCAGAGCAGGCCUCGACAACUGCAGAGGAGGCCGGAGAUAGCGUGCCUGUGUCCGUAGCUGACUUUCCCAAGGACGCAGAUGUCACCAUGGCCACGGAUCAAAGCAACAUUACGACCAUAAUCAUUGAAGCCCCACCAUUGUCCUCGAAUGAGGUUUUCACUGGUAACGUUCUGGACAACGAGACUGUCCUCCGCCGAGGUGCUAUACGCGAACUGCUGGAUACAGAGGUUAAUUAUGUCAAAUUGCUGGCAGCCAUUUGUGACGGGUAUCUGCCUGCGAUGAGCAAGCGCAUCGACAUAUUUUCGCCGAACAGCAUUCGUCUAAUCUUCUCAAACAUAACGGCCAUCUACAAGUUUCAGGCAAAGUUUCUCGAUUCGUUGCGUAAAGGAAUCGAGCAAAACCAAAUUGCGAAAGUGUUUCUUAAAAUGCACAAAGGUUUCCUAUGCUACUCCAACUACUGCAACGCAUAUUCUCGUGCCCUUAUCGAGCUCGAGUCCUACGAUCGUGUUAAGGAUGCACGCACCAUUCUGGAGAACUGCCGCGAGUCGGAAAACCUUGCAGAGCUCCCACUCUCCGCUCACUUGCUUGCUCCUGUGCAACGCAUUUGCCGUUAUCCCCUGCACCUUAACGAGAUUAUUAAGUCAGCGCUGGUUUCUUCCCCUGAGACGAGAAUUGAUAAACUGAAAGGUUCCUCGUCUUCAGACUACGAACAACUCGACGUCAAUGAGAUAGACAUACCCGACACGUACGCUACCGUAAAUUUGGCGCUGGAGGCCAUGCGCGGAAUCACAGAGGCCGUAAAUGAGGGCAAACGCCAUAGCGAGACUAUUGCGAGGCACCAGGCAAGCUUUCAGAACUUCAAGGGCCCGCCACUGCACUUGCACAGUGCACGCUUCUUUCUACAGGUCGAUGCCACACGACAGAAGCAGAAUCUGUGGAAUAGCAGCUACACCCUGUUCUUAUUCGACAACCAGUUGGUCUAUUGCAAGCGCGACAUCAUUAAACGCAGCCACUUUAUCUACAAAGGACGUAUAUUUCUCGACCGCUGUCGGGUUGUUAACGUACGAGAUGGAAAGAUGUUUGGGCACACGAUCAAGAACUCGCUGCGGAUAUACUGCGAGUCGCGGGAUAAGUGGUAUGACUUCAGCUUCCGCUCGGCGAACCGCAAGCACCGCUUCCUCAACACCCUCGCCCUUGAGCGCCAGUUCGGAGGCAAGGCACUCUACGUAUCAGAGAUGACAGGGUUCGAGUACAACUACGAGGAGCGGCCGGGGGACUUUUCAGAUCAGUCAGACUACGAGCUGCCCGACUUCGAGCACGCCCUGUGUGCCACAUCAGCUAGUGGUGAAAGUUCCGUUCCGGAAUCGCCGGCCAAGUCAGCCUCCCGGUUUUGCGACACUUUGCCGAAAAAAUCGCAAUCCCGCGAUGGUAUCGCCAGCGUGGACAACUCGCAGAUGCUGUCGACGACAACAUCAACGGGUUCCCUAGGACGACGCCGCAUCGGAAACUGGUUCCGCAAACCAAAGAGCUCCAACUGUACGCCGAGCCAAUCGCCAACGCACAAGCCGGUCUUUGACGCAGAUGAGACUCUCACAGCGGCCCGUGUCGCUGCUAUCGAGCUGGCCGAGGCCGACGCUGCGCUGUUGCCAACGGAUAGUUCAUCCGCCUAAGCACACAGAAUAUCAUAGUACAUAAACAUUGAUAUAUGCAUCCAGUCCUAUACUUAAAUUCACACAAAUUUAUGUAUAAAGAAUUGGCAAUAUACCAAUUGAAAAAUGUAAACGAAAGAGAGUUGCAGUUAUUUUUUGUUUUUUUGUAAAUGUCGUUUAAAUCGCUAAGUGUCUGUUAAAGGGUUUUAGACGGCAAAAUGAUCAACGUGGCAAUAAGUUAAAUAUGUAUUUAGAUAUUUAGAUUUACCAAAAGCACUUACAGUGUAUACUUCUGGCAUUUGAAUUCAGCUUUCUAUAAAAGUGCUAACUGGUGUCGCCGACUGCUAGUCUAAAAACCCUAUUACCUGUUCAUUUAAUUCUAAUUUUCGUGAUAAGGCGAUAAUGAAUUCCUGGAAAUAAAAAAAUCUUUUAGAACCUUCUGUUCAUGUAUUCUAGUUCGCUUAGAGACUUC